Molecule: messenger RNA, 1635 nt
Organism: Schizosaccharomyces osmophilus
Lineage: Eukaryota; Fungi; Ascomycota; Schizosaccharomycetes; Schizosaccharomycetales; Schizosaccharomycetaceae
Product: ubiquitin-protein ligase E3, BRAP-like protein
Exons: 1
Coding region: 1-1635 (544 amino acids)
Biological process (GO): Ras protein signal transduction; protein ubiquitination
Cellular component (GO): cytoplasm
Molecular function (GO): ubiquitin protein ligase activity; zinc ion binding
Source: RefSeq, a predicted model, not a curated record
AUGCAUUAUUACAUUAAAAUUAACUGUGAAAAUCCAGUUCAAGAUAUAUUCUCAUUAAAGAACGAAUUCAGGUCUAAAAAACCCUCCAAGUGGUUUCCGAAAGCGCACGCAGACUUACGCUUGGAAGAAAUCUCAGUUAUUUCUAUGGACUAUCAGCAAACUCAUGUCCCAAAGGUAGAUGAAAUCAGUCUGGGCCAUGGGAUUAUUCACUUGUAUAAAGAAAUCCCGGAUAUGACUAGUGAAUUCCGUGGACCUGGACUCCUUCUUGCUAUUUUGGCUAUUCCCCUGUAUAUGUCCCCUUCAGACAUUUUAGGAUUUUUAGGAGAAAAGAAUUGUAGUUCGAUAAGUCAUAUUCGUCUGUUGAGAACGAAAGUUCCUAAUCGGAUUCUUGCUCUUUUGAAGUUCAUUGACCAGGCCAGCGUUAUUCGUUUCUUCUCUGAAUAUAACGGGAAACUAUUUAGUCAAAUAGAACCUGAGACUUGUCGUGUUGUUCAUAUUGAUGGAAUCCAAGUGGAAAGUCCGUCCAACUCCUCUACUCCUUUACUGAACAGUACUUCACAAACAUCGAGUUUCUCUCGUCCCUUGGCACCGCCAACGCCCUCUCUUGUUGAGCUUCCUAUGUGUGUGGUAUGCCUUGAAAGAAUGGAUUCUUCCGUCACAGGACUGAUCACUAUUGUUUGUCAGCAUACCUUCCACUGCCAAUGCUUACAAAAGUGGGGAAAUUCUUCUUGUCCCGUUUGUAGGUACACCCAAAAAAAAGAAACAAACCGUCAUUCUGGGAAAUGCUCUUCCUGUUCAUGUGAAGAAGAUUUGUGGAUGUGUCUUAUCUGUGGUAAUGUUGGCUGCGGGAGAUAUCAUGACGCUCACGCCAAACAACAUUAUAUUGAGUCUAAUCAUUGCUAUGCUAUGCAUUUAGAAAGUCAACGGGUAUGGGAUUAUGCUGGUGAUCGCUACGUUCAUCGCUUACUGCAGUCCGAACUGGAUGGAAAAGUGGUUGAACUCUCGAAUGAAAAGUCAACAGGUGAAAGUUCUACUUCCGAUCAAUUCAAUUUAAAGAUUCGUGAGAAGAUGGGACUCGAAUACACUCAAAUUUUAACUUCACAACUAGAGUCUCAGCGUAUGUUUUAUGAGUCACAAUUGUCUUCAAUGUCUGAAAUGCUUGCUCGUUCAAAUGAAGAAAUUACACUAAAAUCUAAGAUUACCACGGCUUCUUCGAACGCUAAUAAUGAACUUCGUUCACGGAUAGACAUCGCAGAGAGCAAUAUGAAGAAGAAAAAUGACAAGAUAAAAAACCUUUCUUCAGAGAUCAUCGGAUGGAAGCGUAAUUACGACGAAGAAAAGAGUAUAAACGAGAAUUUGUUAUUGCGAAUUCAAUCUCUGGAGGUUAGACAUAACAAGAAAGUUGAAGAAAUCGUCACGAUGCAACAGCAAAUUGGUGAUUUAUCCGAACAGUUGAGAGAUGUAAUGUUUACAAUAUCGGCAUCACAAGAGCUCCAAAAAGUCAAUGAUUCUGAAGACAUUAAGAAUGCGACAGUUGUUAUACCCAAUGCACCAACUACAAGCUCGUCGUCAUCGAAUGCUAAGAAGAAGAAAAAGAAAAAACUUGUGCCCCCUUCAUCAACCAGUUCGUCCUAG